AUGGCGAAGGUGCACAGCAUUCACGUCUCGGACGCGUCCAUGCGUCCCAUGCGCUCCAUCGAGUCGGCGAGACUCAUCGCGGGCAAGGGCAUCGAGGGCGAUAGGUACGCCACCGGCGAGGGAACGUACGUCGCCUUCCAGGAACCCGGCAGGCAGCUCACGCUCAUCUCGAAGGAGAGCGCGGAGGCGCACCUCGCGGGGGUGGCGAGGGGGCAGGUGUCAGUCGGGAACCUGCGGCGUAACGUGGUAGUGAGUGGGAUGUCCGCUCGCGACCUGGAGGAUGCCAUCGGGUGCGUGCUGAUGCUGGGUGACGCGUGCAGGGUGCGUGUCCAUCGACUCUGCGUCCCGUGCCUGUACAACGAGAAACUCAACCAGGCGCCGGGCUUGAUGGAGGCGGUCUGGUCCGAGGCUGGGGUGAACUGCGAGAUCCUCGCCGGUGGUUCGCUCAAGGUGGGCGACGUCGUCAAGGUGGAAUCCGGCAGCUUCGACGCGUCAUCCAUCGACGAUGGAGGCAAGAAGGCGGCCUUUUACAAACGGCCGAGCCUCCGGACGGAGGACGAGAUCGAAUCCCUCAGAACGCUGCCGAUGGGUAAGCCAGGGGUCGAUCGCAUAGCAGAGGCUUACGCGACGGUGGGUGCGAACGAGGCGGUGGGAAUUGACGACGACUCCGCGCACGCCAUACGAACAAAGGCUGAACUCCGGGCGGUGACGAGCGCGACAAAGGCUCGGAGGCGAGAGGCGUGGAGGGCGCAGCUGAUACUCUGGGCCAUCCUCAUCGUCGUCGUGUCGGGAGUGUACACCAUCUGCGUGCGGGCCAUAUCGUCCCCGGGAUUCACGUGA
This is a messenger RNA of Micromonas commoda, 840 nucleotides long. RefSeq lists its product with no specific name. Gene Ontology annotation, molecular function: catalytic activity; molybdenum ion binding; pyridoxal phosphate binding. The record is from RefSeq and is a predicted model, not a curated record. The coding region runs from base 1 to 840 and encodes 279 amino acids. Lineage: Eukaryota; Viridiplantae; Chlorophyta; Mamiellophyceae; Mamiellales; Mamiellaceae. The transcript has a single exon.